Stylonychia lemnae is the source of this 1872-nucleotide messenger RNA. NCBI's taxonomy places the organism in Eukaryota, Ciliophora, Spirotrichea, Sporadotrichida, Oxytrichidae. The record is from the annotation of a GenBank genome assembly.
AUGCAUAAGUAGAGCUCGAAUAAUUUGAGACUUAAGUUAUCUCCUAAGAUCGAACCUAAGUUCAAGCAAUCCAAGAAAGUCAAAGACUACAACAGUUUAGGCAAAGUGCCAAGCUAAUAACAGGGAGUAAAAUAAUCUAUUUUAUACAAAGAUCACUUCUAAAGACAGCAAAGCAAGGACAUAAAGGUGGUGAAGUUAAACAUAGAGGACUUUAAAAUUCAAAAUAUAAAUAAUAGUAUCAUGUCUUCUCAAAGUGAUAAUAAUUCUAACCCUCCUCCUGUUUCAAAGCAUAAGAGACUUAACAAGUCUAUGUUUGAGGAAGAACUUCAAAGUGUAGUUCAUAUGACUACAGAAAAUGAUGCUAGUCCUCGUGGCUUAAAUACAAGCAAUAUUUCUUCUUAGUAACCUAAUAAGCUAUUCAAAUCUUUUAUUGAUACUUAUGUGAGCGAGCGUAAAAAAUACUUUAAGUUUACUGAAUUCAAAGAGCUUACUCUUUCUAAUAAUCAUUAAAGUUAACUCGGGUAGUUCAAAUAAAUAAGAGAUUAGACUAAGAAAUAGCAAGAGAGUCCUAAUAUAGCUCAGAUCAAGCAUGAUAAGAAAUCACCUAAACUAUAAAUUUAAUUACCUAAUGAAGGGGAUUAGACUGGGGCUUUUAGUACAAUAGUAAGCCCUAGUACUUAGAAGAUCUCAAGUACUAAAUCGGUACCCUUCAAAUAACUAGAAGGAAGCGGAAAACCUAUCAAAUAACCAAUAAAUAAAACUGAUUAUUCUCCAAAAAGCACUAAUAAGAAAUUUAACUUGGCUGACCAUAUUAGUCUUAAUAGUGCUAGAGGGCCUAGAAGACAAGAAGUUGAUUAAAUAAAAAUAAAAAAUCGUUUGAAUAAAUCUGUAGAUGACGAGAGCCCAGAUCUAAUUACCAAUACCGAAGAAUAGACUAUCAAUGACUGUGGUCGACUUUGUGAUUGUGAGAUAUAGCAAUUUGAUCAUUUAUAAUGUGAAAAUGCUCAAAGAUGGCUGGAUAUUGCUUACUAAGAUGAGUAUGAGUAUGAAAUUUACAAGAAAUACUACGAAGGAUAUAUAAUUAGUGCGCCUAAACUUAAAAAAUUAAGAUCAUCAAUUAAGUAAGAUGUCGAGAGAACAAUGUAAUCUCAUUCCUAAUUUCAAGUUAAGAGCAUAUAAAAAGCAAUGGUAAGAGUCUUAGUAGCUUACGCACAUUUUGAGCCUUAAGUUAGUUAUGUUUAAGGAAUGAACUUCAUAGUAGCUGCACUGAUUUAUCACUCUGGUGAAGUUGCUGCAUUCUGGCUUCUAAUUGCUCUGAUGGAUAGAUACAAACUUAAGCAGGUAUUCAAACAAAAUCUGCCAGGUUUAAUUGUUCAUGAAAAUGCCAUAAAUAAAUUAGGCAAAUACUAUCUGACUGAUUUAUUUGAACAUUUUACUGGAUAUUUCGCAACAGAAUGGAUUAUGAGUUUAUUCUUGAGUAACAUACCAUUAAGAUUCAAUGCUAUUUACUUGAAUAGCUUUUUUGAAAAGAAAUGGAUCACUUUUUAUAGAGUCGCUGUUGCUUUGCUUAAAUAUUACGAAAAGAAAAUUCUUAUCUUAGAUGACUUUCCUUCAAUCCUAGGUUAUAUUAAAUAGGCAAGAGAAGGCUGCGAUUAUCUUCUUCCGAACAAUAUGCCUCUGGACUAGAGCAGCAUGUCCCUUCACAGUUUCAUCACAAUGACCAGAAUGUCCUCAAGAAGUGAUAGUAUUAAUCUGAAAAAGCAUAAAAAGAUGUGGAAAAUUGUAAUUGAAAUGGCAUUAGAUGAGAAUAUAUUCUCUAAUAUGGAGGAUGUACUUGUAAAUCAGGAUGAAACCAUCAUUUAUAAAUACUGA